AGUCCGGUCUGAAGGUACAGCUACAGAUCUCCUCUUUCACUCUCCAUCUUCACUCUCAUUUAAAUCCCCAUUUCCCAUUCCCAUUUCCUCCAAUUUCUCCUUCCUCCCACCGCCAUGCCCUCCCCCCUCCUCCUCCUUCUCCUUCUCCUUUCCGUCGCCGCUAAUGCCGCAACUUUCAAGGAAGCCCCCCAGUUUUACAAUUCCCCAGACUGCCCUUCUAUCGCCGACGACCUCGAGGACCCAGAUGAGAACGACCAACAUCUCUGCUUCAAUCGCGCCGUCCACGUGGCCAUGACGUUGGACACAGCCUACCUACGUGGCUCCAUGGCCGCCGUGCUUUCCGUUCUCCAACACUCUUCCUGUCCUCAAAACGUAAUUUUCCACUUCGUCCAUUCCGCAUCCGCCAACUCGUCCUCUCUACGCGCCACCCUCUCUCACUCAUUCCCUUACCUGAAAUUCCAACUCUACCCUUUCGAUGACGAAGCCGUCUCGCGAUUGAUCUCUACCUCAAUCCGAUCCGCGUUGGACUGUCCUUUGAACUACGCACGUAGCUACUUAGCCAACCUCCUUCCCACGUGCGUCGCCCGAGUUGUCUACCUUGACUCCGACCUGAUCCUCGUCGACGACAUUGCCAAACUCGCCGCUCACUCGCUCGGUGCCGACUCAGUCCUCGCCGCGCCAGAGUAUUGCAACGCUAAUUUCACUGCCUACUUUACCCCGUCGUUUUGGUCUAACCCGUCUUUGUCUUUAACGUUCGCGAACCGGAAGGCGUGUUACUUUAACACAGGGGUUAUGGUGAUCGAUCUGGACCGGUGGCGAGCUGGGGAUUACACGACCAAGAUUGAGGAAUGGAUGGAAUUGCAAAAGAGGAUAAGAAUCUACGAAUUGGGAUCUUUGCCGCCGUUUUUGUUGGUUUUCGGUGGGAGAAUUGCUUCGGUGGAGCAUCGGUGGAAUCAGCACGGGCUAGGCGGCGAUAAUAUCAGAGGACUGUGCAGAGAUCUGCAUCCGGGUCCGGUCAGUUUGUUGCAUUGGAGUGGGAAAGGUAAACCGUGGGCUCGGUUAGACGCGAACCGGCCCUGCCCAUUGGACGCACUUUGGGUUCCCUAUGAUUUGUUAGAGACCCCAUUUUCGAUUGAUUCAUGAACCUCGAGAAAUUGAUUGAUUAUCAGUGGGGUCUUUACAAGUUUAUAUUGAAUUUUUUUUUUUCUCUUUUUGUAACAAAAGAUAAAUAAUAAGAUUUUUGUACAUAUAUAUAGAGAGAGACUGAUUCAAUUUAUUUUUGCAUGAAAUUUGAAUAUGAAUAAACAAUAUGUUUUGUUUCUGCUCAUUA
Molecule: messenger RNA, 1330 nt
Organism: Cucumis sativus (cucumber)
Lineage: Eukaryota; Viridiplantae; Streptophyta; Magnoliopsida; Cucurbitales; Cucurbitaceae
Product: probable galacturonosyltransferase-like 1
Exons: 1
Coding region: 115-1143 (342 amino acids)
Cellular component (GO): Golgi apparatus
Molecular function (GO): glycosyltransferase activity
Source: RefSeq, a predicted model, not a curated record